Messenger RNA from Plectropomus leopardus (leopard coralgrouper), 879 nucleotides. Lineage: Eukaryota; Metazoa; Chordata; Actinopteri; Perciformes; Serranidae. The record is from RefSeq and is a predicted model, not a curated record.
AUGGGAAUUAACUCCCGAGUCACCAACACUGUGGCUGUGGGGAAGGUUAACGGCAGUGUCCACAGUCACAGCAGCAGUCGAGACUCGGUGAAAAACUUCCACCGGCUGCAGAACGAGUGGAAGAUGGCGAAGAUCGCUCUGAUCGUCAUCCUGCUCUACGUCAUCUCCUGGUCGCCGUACUCCACCGUCGCUCUCACCGCCUUCGCCGGCUAUGCAGACAUGUUGACUCCCUACAUGAACUCUGUGCCCGCCGUCAUCGCCAAGGCCUCAGCCAUCCACAACCCCAUCAUCUACGCCAUCACACACCCAAAAUACAGGAUAGCGUUAGCCAAGUACAUCCCGUGUCUCGGCAUGCUGCUCUGCGUUCAUCCUCGUGACCUCCGCUCCACCAGCAGCAGUUUCGUGUCAACGCGUCGCUCCACUGUGACCAGCCAGACCUCCGACAUCAGCAGCCAGAUGAGGCGGCAGAGCUACGGCAAGUCCCGCCUCUCCUCCGCCUCCGACAGCGAAUCAGGUCUGACGGACACCGAGGCCGACCUGUCCAGUAUGGGCUCCAGACCAGCCAGCCGCCAGGUGUCCUGUGACAUCAGCAGAGACACCGCCGAGCUCCCCGACUUCAAACCGUCCUCCAGCUUCAAGUCCAAGAUGAAGAGCCACGACUCGGGCAUCUUCGAGAAGACGUCUUUCGACACCGAUAUCUCCAUGGCAGGAGUCAGUGAACGCGGCAGCAUCCCAAAUACGGAUUUUGCAGACGGACACGUGAUGAGAGGCACGAUCGGUCGAAUCCCGAGCAUCGUCAUCACCUCUGAGUCCAGCCCCUUCCUGCCCAUCGGUCGGAAAGGAUCCAAGACGGCCAAUAACAACACGGGGUCUGGUUAG